Messenger RNA from Laccaria bicolor S238N-H82, 876 nucleotides. RefSeq lists its product as uncharacterized. The record is from RefSeq and is a predicted model, not a curated record. NCBI's taxonomy places the organism in Eukaryota, Fungi, Basidiomycota, Agaricomycetes, Agaricales, Hydnangiaceae. The coding region runs from base 1 to 822 and encodes 273 amino acids. Gene Ontology annotation, cellular component: nucleus. Gene Ontology annotation, biological process: protein K48-linked deubiquitination. The transcript is spliced from 6 exons. Gene Ontology annotation, molecular function: cysteine-type deubiquitinase activity; ubiquitin binding.
AUGAGCCUUUGUCGGCUUCAACAGCAAUUGCUUAGUGACAGCGUACCUCCUCGUCCGCUUAUCGAUGAAAUCGUUCCGAUGUCAAAUCUUCGCGAGGAAUAUGAAAAUGGAUCAGCUGCCUUUGUAAACCAAAUUGACUCGCUUACGGCGCGUGGAUAUGAUAGUGUUCGCAGGACACGAGGCGAUGGUGACUGUUUUUACAGAUCGCUUGCGUUUGCUUAUGUCGAACGUAUAUUGCAGAGCCCAGAACCCGAUUUUGCCGUUGCAAGUAGUGUAUCUGCCCUCGCCGCUACCAGAGAUUCUCUCGACAAAGCAGGAAUUGACAAAAUUGUCUACGAAGAUAUCUAUGACGAAUUUGUAGGCCUCAUCAGCACCAUCGUUCAGCCAAACUCCGCAGGGAAAAAGUUGGAUUCCGCUGGGCUCUUGCUUGCGUUCCAGUCGCCCGAAAUGUCAAACGCCGUUGUGGUGUAUAUGAGGUUCUUAACUUCAGCUGAAAUUCGAGUUCAUCGAGAAAAUUAUGAAGCGUUUUUGAUACAUCCUGAAACCCACGAGCCGAUGGGCGUGGAUGCCUUUUGCGCUAAUAUCGUCGAGCCUCUCGGAAAAGAAGCUGACCACGUUGAGAUCCAGGCACUGUGUGCUGCCCUCCAACUAAAUGUGGAUGUAGCAUAUCUAAAUGGUGGCUCUGAAGAGGGAGUUGUUGACUUUAUUCCUUUCCGGUAUGCCUCCGGAAGCGAGAGCCUUCCCCUCGUCCUACUCUAUCGGCCAGGCCAUUACGACCUCCUUAUCAAGGGGAAACAGGGUGAACAGGAAUUGAGACACUGAUAAAUUGCCUUGUGGCGAUAUGUACUUUUUACUUUUUUGAAUGUGUUGAGGCUA